Fusarium pseudograminearum CS3096 is the source of this 1170-nucleotide messenger RNA. RefSeq lists its product as uncharacterized. Bases 1 to 1170 code for a protein of 389 amino acids. The transcript has 3 exons. Lineage: Eukaryota; Fungi; Ascomycota; Sordariomycetes; Hypocreales; Nectriaceae. The record is from RefSeq and is a predicted model, not a curated record.
AUGUACGGAUUCUGGGCUCUAGAGCCCUCCAACAUCAACAAGAACAAAAGACAAAACGUCAUGGGUCUUUUAUCCUCUGAAGAACAAGAAAUCCCCCGUUCUCUCCAACUCAGCCACUUGGAGCAUCACAUUCCAAUGCCUCGCUCACUCUCCGCCAUCUCAAAUCUCGAGAUUCGCGAUCUGAAUCGUGAUCAGGUCCGCUUUUACCAUCCUGGUUAUUUGAAGCCUUUGAACCUGCUCUUUUGUCUGCCGCGCGUCGACUACGAACCCCUCCGAGGCGCUUGGGGAGUUCAUUAUCGCACUGCUCUUACUGCUUGUCAGAUCAUUGCGAAUAAUGCUUUUGGUACUGGCAGGUUGGCUAGAGAUGAGCGGGGAAAGGAUAUAGUCGCCGAUGAUGAUCAGAUUUUGCUGAAUCGGGAUUACUGGUUCUUUAUCGAUGGUGAAGACCGAUACCCUAUUGUUCCCAGUUUCAGAGAUUGGCAAUUCCCUCAUGAUAAAUUGCCAGACUGGUGGACCGCACCUGAGUGCGCAACCACUCUUCACAGCAAGCGAUGCGCCGUCACAAACACAAGCUACGCAUUUACAUGGGCUCAUUUGAUUCCCCGAGAUGAGCAGCAGUGGUUCAACAAGAACGGAAUGGGUCUUUACGGCGGCGGCUCACACACCAUCGACGACCCUCACAACAUCCUCCCUCUCAAAGCCGAUCUCUAUGUCUGCUUUGAUCAGAGCGUUUUCGCACUCAUCCCCAAGGUCGCCAGGUCAGCAAACGGUGCCGAGACAAGCAACCAGUAUGUGCUGCACGUUCUUGACGGUAGAGAAGCAGAGUUUGCAGCUUUGUACCAAAACCGCAAUGUCGAAACACUUGCAGAGGGAAGCCGAGAAUAUCUCUUUGCCCGCUUCGCUUGGUCCAUCUUUUCAUUUCUCAAGCCUUUCCUUACAUCUGGCGUUGGCCGUCGCGUCGUGCGAUAUCGCGUGCGCGCAGCAGAUGAAGACGAAGAGGAAGAGCACUUGGUAUCUGAGAUGCAAAACAUCUUUCUAGACUCUAGAAAGUUGGAUCAACUGUAUGGUGGUGUCAGAGGAAGACGCGCGCCGUCCCUUGAGGGUUCGUAUGUGGAUGUCGAGGAUGAGUGGGAUGAUGAGAAUCCUGGACGGAAUGAGAUGGAAGGAUGA